Microplitis demolitor is the source of this 7589-nucleotide messenger RNA. RefSeq lists its product as uncharacterized. Gene Ontology annotation, molecular function: chitin binding; serine-type endopeptidase activity; protein binding. The record is from RefSeq and is a predicted model, not a curated record. Lineage: Eukaryota; Metazoa; Arthropoda; Insecta; Hymenoptera; Braconidae. Gene Ontology annotation, biological process: proteolysis. Bases 223 to 6501 code for a protein of 2092 amino acids. The transcript is spliced from 23 exons. Gene Ontology annotation, cellular component: membrane; extracellular region.
CGAGCAGUGUUGACUUAAACGCUUUACCAAGUAGACACACUGACAAGUGUCUUUAAUAAAACUACUUUAUAUAUAUUUAUUUUACAUAGAUAUAGAUAUAUAUUUUCCUAUAUAUUUAAUAAAUAUUCCGAUAGUUCAAUUGCUUCAUUCAGUAGCUCUAUGACAUGUGCAAGAGUGUCAUGAAUAUAUUCAUAAAAUUUAAGUGAUCAAAUUAUUUUAAAUAUGAGGUUUCAUAUUAUUUUUAUAUUUAUUUUUUUCCUGGAAAUUGUUUACGGAAUUUAUGAUCCAGCAUUAACGACAACAAAACCACCAAAGCGCCGAGAAUCUUUGCCUUGGUAUUUGUCAGGUGAAGAUUCCGUACCACCCGCGGAAUUCAUCCUGCCCCCUAGAGAACCGGAAACCCAGACACUGAGUAAUCUGCCCGGUGGUAAAACUCAGAGCAAUUGGCGUAAGAAUUCCGCAAGUGAUAUUGAACAGCGAACUGAACUUUCAUAUAAUAAUUAUUUAAAUUACGACAAAGCUCACAGAUUUAACGAUCAAGAGACGCAGCCUGCAAUUAACGAUGGCAGUAAAAUUCAAAAUAAAUUUUCAUCUUACAAUUUAAAUGGUAAUUUGUACGACCGAAAUUUGGCUGAAAGUAAAUCGAAAGAUGUCAAAGGAAGUGUUAAAAAUAUAUAUAUAAAUAAGAAUAAAAUACUUGUACCGGAGCAGAGUCUCUAUGAAGGAGUAACCGACGAUUUAAAUAAACCACGUAAGGAAGCGAUAGUUAGAUCUGAAGGUGAAUUUUCAAACGUAGCCAAGUAUGAUCGUGUGGUAGGAGUUGAGUGUCCGUAUCCGGAAGCGACUGGCCAGUUUAUUUAUCCAGUCGAUUGUAAUUUCUUUGUGAAUUGUUGGAAGGGACGUGCUUUUAUUCAGCCGUGCGCACCUGGAACUAGAUUCAAUCCCGAAACCCUCGAGUGCGAUUUUCCCCACAAAGUUAAGUGCUACGGUGGAGAGUUGGCUGACUUUGUUGGAUCGGAUUACUCCCAACCGGAAAUUCCAGGAGCACGAGAGCCUUUGUCUGAUAAAUAUUCUACACUAAUUACUGCUGAAUUUAAUAGAUAUGAACCGAAAUGUCCGGAACAAAUGACUGGUUAUCUACCGCAUCCGAAUGACUGUAAAAAAUUUCUUCAAUGCGUCAAUGGGAGAGCGAUAAUUAAAAACUGCGGCACUGGGUCAGUAUUCAAUCCUAUAAAUGGUCUCUGUGAUUGGCCUAAGAAUGUAUGGGGGUGCGAAAAUGUCAUCGAAGAAACCCAAGACCCACCGUCUCUGUAUUUGUCUCCGCCGCGAUCCUCACCAAUGUCGUCACCCCUCAGAGAUAGUUCGUCAAGUUAUGCAGUUCCAAAUAAUCAAAAUACUUGGAGACCAAUACCAGCUCGACAACAAGUGAUUCAACCGGUAGUUUGUCCGCGCGAUUUCUCGGGACUCCUGAAGCAUCCCACGGAUUGUGGUAAAUUUUUACAAUGCGAUCAUGGAUCAACUUUCAUAAUGGAUUGCGGCCCGGGAACUGUUUUUAAUCCCAGUGUCAGUGUCUGCGAUUGGCCGUACAAUGUACCAGGCUGUGAUAAAACAACCGGAAGUAACGGAGCACGUGAGGGCCGUAUACAAGAGUCAGAUUCUUGGAAUAGUGCUCAAGGAAAUUUGAACAAUGGAUUCAGUCAAAAUCGUCCGAGUUAUAAUCAAAAUAAUCGUCCUUGUUCAUAUCCGGGUUGUUCGAAUCCAGGACAGGGUCAAGUACAAGGUCAAGGAUAUGGACAAGGAAGAUUUCCACCAAGACAACCAAGUCAUCAAAAUUACCCACCAGUUAUUGACAACAGACCACCUGCAAGAACAAAUUCUUAUAAUCCGUCACAAAAUACACCAAAUAUUUAUCAAAAUCACCCUAAUCAUGAUAUUUAUAAUAAGCCAAGAGAGUUGCCGCCAUAUCAAGGCAACAUUUAUGUUGAAGCAAACAGAGGAAAUUCCCCAAGUCCUGGUAAUAACCAAUGGAAACCCAUUACGGAUAACCAAUGGAACAAACCAACUUGGAGACCUAUUUAUUCUGACUCAACAACAAAGCCCACUGUAUUGAAUGGCCACGGAUAUGGAUAUGAACCUUCUAACAGAUUUACUCCUGGCCGGUGGCCUGAUGGAAGCGCGUCGCCAAAUCCAACCAAUCAAGGACUUCCAAUAAGUUUGACGGAUCAGCUCAACUACCGACCGCCAAUACCAGAUAAUUCAAAGACGGAUCCCUGGUCAAGUAAUGCAGGUAUUUAUAAUCAAGCUAAAGGUCAGCCGUCAGCCACUCCAUCUACGCAGUCAAAGUCACCUGGAGUUUACGUCAACAUAAAUGGGACUCGUGUCUACGGGCAUUAUAUUUUGAAGAGUGAUUCAAAUGCUACAAAUACGAAUAAAAAAUCACCUAAUUUCGGUUACGGUGCGAAGGGUUAUAAUAAUACAAAUAUUAAUGCAUCUAAAUGGAAGCCUGGUAAUAAUUCAUACCCAGACAUUCAUCCUCAUUCGACCAGUCAGUCGAAUCCUACGAACCAUUACCAGCAAAACAACCCGUCAUGGAAGCCCAUUAAGCACAAUAAUAAGACGCAAUAUACCGUGAACAACCACUUUAAUCAGUCUCACAUCGGGUGGAAGCCUGAGAACAAAACAAACAUCGAUUUAUACAACCAUAAGACGCGUAUUCCACCCACGAGUACAUCGAAGCCGGUUCAUCCUCACGAAGAACCCGACGAUGUCGGUAAUUAUAAUAUUCGCAAUGAAAGCCCUGGUACUACAACUGAUGCUUUUAUUCCGUCUUAUUCUGCGCCUGUUACUCCUCCGACAAAUAGACAAGAGAGAAUUUUACCUGACGGUUUAUCAGAGCCUUGGGAAAAGCCGGAUACAAAUGCGCCGACGGUAUCGAUUGAUGAAGACAACAUUAAUUACGGGUACGACGACGAGCUGGGUUAUGAAAAUAAAAUAAAUUCAGUGUCUGUUGAACCCAGCAUCGAUAGAUAUGAUGUCGAUGUCCUGGAUAUCGACACGUGGAAGCCGAAAGUUGUAAAUAAGAGCAAAAAUAAAACCACCACUGAGAGUACCAGCAGCGUAAUGAAGAUUGAUGUAAAGACCGUGGAUCUAGAUAUUUUUAAUGCUGAAUCUGCGCCUUGGAAGCAAAUCGAGAGGGCCUUCCCGGUUUAUUAUGUUCCGCCUGUUCACUCACUCGGUCAUACGGACACGAAAUUAAUUACUCCUUUAUCCGGCCAGAUUUUAAGACUGCGAGGCGGAUCCAGUAACAGAGACGGAUACGUUGAAGUUCAAGGUAUCGAACCUGGAUGGGGACUUAUCUGUGAUACUAAAUUUGGAUGGACUUUAAAAGAAGCCAAUUUAGUGUGUCGUCAACUCGGAUUUACUAGAGGCGCGGAAACAGCUUGGCAAGGACGAACUAAAAAGGAUGAUACACCAGAGUGGGUUGCCGCGACGAGUGUCCAAUGUCAGGGGAACGAGACUAAUUUCCAGACAUGUAAAUUUACUCACGGAAGUGAGUGCGACAUUGAACGGGACGCAGUCGGAGUGAGUUGUCUGCCUAAUCGAGUUGCUUAUUGUCGAGGUGAUGAGACACCCCAUGACGGGAACUGCUACCACCUCGCAGACUCAAGCUCGGGAUUAAAUCACGCCGAGGCAUUGAAAUACUGCGCCUCGAAGAAUGCCAGACUCGUUGACAUCACGAGUCAGGGCGAAAAUAAUUUUAUUUCCGAGUGGUUGAUUCAAAGUCACCCGGAUAUCGAGUCAAUUAUGACCUCGGGAAUUGGGUUUACGACUUUUAAUCGGUCUAUUUGGUUGUGGGAAGACUCAGCCAAAGCUAAAUUCAAAUUUUCGAAAUGGUGGCCUGGGUGGAAAGAUGAGAAAAAAAUCCCACCGUGGGCGGGGUCAAGACCCGUUUGUAUAGUAAUGAAAAAAAAAUAUCCUUGUUACAAUAAUCCUGACUCCACGUGCAUGUCUGAUUACUUUUUCUGGGACAUUGAAGACUGCGCGGCCUCCAUGAAGGGCCACGCUUAUGUUUGUAAAAGACCUUAUGAUGACAUAAGUUGUGUUUACGGUAAAGGACAUCAGUAUCUAGGUAAAGCCAGCGUUGCGGCUUCGGGUAAACCUUGUUUGCCCUGGAACCAUACAUCCGUGGCUUAUCCUCUUCUUGUAAACGUCUUGGAUCGCGGGGUCAGAGAAAAAUUGAAGACUCAUAAUUACUGCAGAAAUCCGAACCCUAUGAAAGACUCGAAGCCUUGGUGCUUUACUGGAGUGUCUGGAGAACAAGAAUAUUGUGACAUUCCUUCUUGCGGUCAUAUCGGCACAGUAAGGUCUCCAGUAGGCGGGACAUGUAAAGAAGGACAUUUUGAAUGCUUACCUGAGGAAUGUAUUCCGUCUCAUUGGGUCUGUGAUGGCGAAGCUGAUUGUACGAAUGGUAGAGAUGAGCUCUUGUGUUCCGAGCACCUAGAUUUCUUUAAACGGACCCCAGACCACCGACUUUCUGGCCACGAUGUAGAAAAAUGGCUCAACACUCCACCAAAGACUUGUGCUUUGCGUUGCAAAGAAGCUAAAUUUACUUGCCGCUCGUUUUCUCACAAGAUAAAUGAAAAUUUAUGUUUGCUGAGUGACAGUAAUAUCGGAGCCACUGGAGCGUUAGAAGCCGUCACAGGUUUCGAUUAUUACGAGAUGAUUGAUCUGAGCGUUGAUUGCACGGGCAUGUUCGUUUGCAAUAAUAAAAAGUGUAUCAAUCAAACACAAGUAUGUGAUGGUAAAAAUGACUGCAAUGAUCGCUCUGAUGAAAGCACUUGUAAGCCAGAAAAAUUGGAUUACGGAAUACGGCUGAGUGGUUCGGAAAAUGAACACGAAGGUCGUGUUGAAGUUAAAAUAAUGGGUCUCUGGGGACAAGUUUGUGAUGACGGUUUCGGUAUGAUUGACGCUGACGUUAUUUGCCGGGAGAUAGGAUUCGAAUUGGGAGCUUUAGAAAUUCGCCCGGGAGGAUUUUUUGGUAACAUGGAUCCGCCGACGCGGUUUAUGGUAGACCAGUUGAAGUGCAGAGGCAACGAAACUUCUCUAAGGGAGUGUGACUUUGACGGAUGGGGAGUCCACGAUUGCUCGCCUGAAGAAGCCGUCGGUGUCGUCUGCAAAACGGCCGUCGACACCUGCCCCGAGGGAAACUGGAAGUGUGACACCAGUCCCGUUUGCAUUCCCACUCCCUUUAUUUGCGACGAAGUCGUUGAUUGUCCUGAUUCUUCCGACGAAAGUUCUGCUCACUGUGAUGCGCCAUUCGAAGUACGGUUAGUUAACGGAACUAAUCCAUCCGAGGGUCGUGUGGAAAUUCGCCAUCACGGUGUAUGGGGUACCAUCUGCGAUGAUGAUUUCAGUCACGCCGCUGCCAAAGUCAUUUGCCGAUCACUGGGUUUCGGCGGCUCCGCAAUCGCUAAAAAAGAUGCGUUCUUUGGAUCCGGCGAAGGCCCGAUUUGGCUUGACGAAGUAUUCUGCUACGGAAAUGAAACACAAAUUCAUCGAUGCGAGCACAGCCCAUGGGGUCGAAGUAAUUGCAAUCAUGAAGAAGACGUUGGAGUAAUUUGCCAAGACGUUUCAGUAAAUAUCGAAGAGGACGAUAUUAACCGCGUGGUUACGGAGAUAAAUAUCAAUGACAUUCUGCCGAGUAAUUGCGGAAAACGGGCAGAAGAUUUUAAUAAUGAAGAGGAAAUAUUUGCUAAAGUUGUUUACGGUUCAUUGGCCCCGAAAGACUCGUAUCCGUGGCAGGCAAGUAUACGAGUACGGGGUCACAGCAGGUCAAAUCAUUGGUGCGGUGCAGUCGUUAUCUCUCCUUUGCAUGUCUUGACAGCGGCCCAUUGUCUCGAGGGCUACAACAAGGGUACUUAUUUUGUUCGCGCUGGAGAUUACAAUACUGAGAUAGAGGAAGGCACCGAGGCAGAGGCAAAUAUAGAAGAUUAUUACAUUCACGAGGAAUUCCGCAAGGGUCAUCGUAUGAACAAUGACAUUGCUUUGGUGUUAUUGAAAGGUCGUGGUAUUCCACUCGGUAAGCACAUAAUGCCAAUUUGUCUGCCACCGAGAAACGCAGAAUAUUCUGAUGGGUUGAACUGUACGAUCAGUGGGUUCGGGAGCAUCGAGACUGGAAAAUCUGCGCACUCGAGAGAUUUGCGUUUCGGAUGGAUUCCACUGAUUGACCAAAAUAUUUGCCGUGCAGACUAUGUUUACGGUGAAGGCGCUAUAAGUGAUGGUAUGAUGUGUGCAGGAUAUUUAAAUGAAGGUGUAGAUGCUUGCGAUGGAGAUUCCGGCGGACCACUUGCAUGUCAUCAUAAUGGCGUGUUCACCCUUUACGGCAUCACCAGCUGGGGUCAGCAUUGCGGGAAAGCAAACAAGCCCGGAGUUUACGUACGUAUUGCUCAUUACCGAGAUUGGAUCGAUAGAAAAAUACGAGACUCGUUAUCUGGGAGGUAGACCAUGCACGACUGCAACUUAAACUUCCGAGUUGGUUUUUUAUUUAAAGCCGCAUCAUGGAAACAAGGAUACUUUAGGUUCUAUCGAUAAUUAAUAGACAUAAAAAUAAAUAAAUAAUUUAUGUGAAACAUUUAUUUUUAAGUUUCUAUUUAAGUUUUUAUUUCAUUCUCUCGUUUCUUUUUCUACAAUAAUUUUAGUUGUUCUUUAUCAUUAAUUCAUUUUAAUUUUUCUUAUAUAUAUAUUUAUAUAAUAUCAUAAUAAUAAUAUAUAACGAAAAAGUAUAUAUGUACAAGUCCCAACGUAUUCGGUCGUAAUACAGCGCAAGUAAAAACAUUAUUAUUGUAAAUUGACAUAUUUACACUGAGGACGGGUUUAAAACGUAAAAAGUUUUAUAAUUAUUAUUAUUAUUAUUAUUAUUAUAAUUAUUAAUAUUAUUUAUGUUUUACAAACAUACAGUCAUAUAUAUUUUUAGUGCAUGAAUGUGUCGUGCGAACAUUUUUAUUUCAAUUGAUACAAAUAUUUGAACACAACUUAAAAUUUUUCGUAUAAAUAAUUACGACUUUUCUCACUUUUAGACACAGGAAAAAUCAUGAUCGAUACGUGGUAAUAUAUAUUUGUAUAUAUAUUAUGAUUGGUUGAGUUACUCGCGUGUCUAAAAAUGAAAACAAAUUUUUUUUUUCGUUUAUGUGUUUGUAUAUAUAAAUGUAAAUGUAUAUAGAUUAUUCCAUUUAUCGGCAACUGUAUGAGGUGUUUUUAUUAAAAGUUUCUGUCCAUAUAACUCUCAACGAUAUCAUUUUCCCGAUGAGAUAUAAAUAACAACAUCCAUAAUGUAUAUAAUAAUGUUUAUUUGUACGUGCAAACGAACAAUUUAUAUUUUCAAAUUUUAAAUCGUUAAUAUUUAAACACUUUGUAUUUAUUUAUUUUUUUUUUUUUAAAUAGAUUAGUUUCACUCACGUGGAAUGUGGGGUAAAAUAUUACACAGAAAAAAAUUAUUUUCUGACGUAAGAAAAAUUUUGCACCAUUACUUCAAGACAAAAACUUUCUUAGGACUGAAAAAAAUUUCUCUCCUCGAAAAAUUUUUUUUUUCA